Messenger RNA from Closterium sp. Naga37s-1, 912 nucleotides. Lineage: Eukaryota; Viridiplantae; Streptophyta; Zygnematophyceae; Desmidiales; Closteriaceae. The record is from the annotation of a GenBank genome assembly.
AUGACGUUCUACGGUCAGAGGUCGUACACCUACAGGCGGCAGUUACGGGAGGAGGUGUCGCUGCACUCCUCGAAUGACCUUGUGGUCAGUCUUUUUGGGGAGGGCGUAGAGGUUCCCUUGCAGCCACUCCCCCAGUUGGGUGAGUUUGGGGCCCUAGUGUUUCCCAAGGAAGACGAGGUGCGUACCGACCUGGCAAGGCAGUCCGGCAUGGUAACCCGGAUGGAGCUUGGGGGUUACGUGGUGUGCACGGCGAUAACAAGCCUAGCAUGCGUGUGUGGGAUAUCGGAGGAGCAGCUGCUAAGCGGUGCAGCCUACGAGCUCCAGACCCACAGGACUCCUCUACUGUCGUUGUCGACGUCAAAGAACCAGGUGGAUCACGCGGCAUCGAUGAAGACGCUCGCCAGCUUCAUCCAUGCUACACCAUGCCCGCUGCCGGUGCCAUCAUCAGCAGGGGCUAAAGACGAUGUUACCUCUCCUAGUCAAAGGCCCGGGUCACCACCUGAAGCCGUGCCAACGAAGGAGGAACCCGAGAAUCCUACGGCUCCAAUCAGGCUUGGUGCGUACAACGUGGAGGACGAUGCGGCAUAUGCCUAUGCUGCGGCUGUGUACGUGAUCCGGCGCAAGGAUCACAUACCGCACAUGAAGGUGCUGACUGAUACUGAGAUGGCAGCGCUGGAUGGGUGUGUCAGAUCGGAUGUGAGGCACCUUGUGAAGGUUCGUCUGUGGUGGAGGAGGCGUCAGUGGAGGACAGCAAUGGCAGAAGUGGGCAUUGCACCCGGUACUCCCUUCCCUCUCGAAAAUGGAGGUUCCCGCUCGCCUGCUAACAGCAAUGGUGAUGACGAAGGGGAGUACCCACUGACACUGAAGGAGGAUGCCGUUGACGAGGAGAUGCAGGAGCCAGAGCUGGGGUAG